UGCAGUGCACCCUGCUCAGUCUGCGCCCAGUGAGCCGCAGGGAGACCAUGGAACCGGUACCGCUGCAGGACUUCGUGCGCGCCCUGGACCCCACCUCCCUCCCGCGUGUUCUGCGGGUCUGCUCGGGGGUUUACUUCGAGGGCUCUGUGUACGAGGUCUGCGGGAGCGAGUGCUGCCUCUCCACAGGGGACCUGAUCAAAGUGACCCAGGUCCGCCUCCAGAAGGUGGUCUGCGAGAAGCCGGGCACAGGCCAGACACUGGAGCUCAGCCCCAGCUUCCAGGGCUCCUUCAGCCCCCUGCCCAGCCCCACGGGCUACAGGACCCUGGAGGAACUGGUCUCUGCGGCCGCUCGGAGCCCCCUGCAGCCGCCCCUGUACUUCACGUCGGCCCGCGACCUCACCACGGAGGCCGGGGCCGUGCCCAAGGACCAGCCCCUCAGGCUUGAGGCCGUGGAAGUGAGACUCGGCUCGCCCUGCGCCCGCUGCGUCCUGGAUGCGGGAUCCCAGCCGGUCACCCUGCACCUGCCGCUGUCCCAGAAGGGGCCCUUCUGGAAGUGGGAGCCCCGCGGCCCUCGAACCCUGCUGGAGGCCCUGCAGGAACCGGAUCUAAAGGAGCUCACCUUCACCUGCCCCACCCUGCCCUGGAGCUCCCUGGCCCUGAGGCCCCAGUACGAGAUCCAAGCCAUCAUGCACAUGCGCAGGAGCCUGGUGCGGAUCCCCUCGAGCCUGGAGGUGGACGUGGAGGACGUCACGGCCUCCUCGCAGCACGUGGCCUUCAUCCGGCCGCUGCAGCUCAGCGAGGUGCUGGCCCGCGGCGGCCCCUUCCCGCUGCACGCCGAGAUCCUGGAGGCGCCCGACGGCCCGCCCUGCUUCUGCAGCCCCUGGGCCCGCUCGCUGCGCAGAGGCCAGGGGCUGGGCCCUCUCUGCCUCGCGGGGGGCUUCGUGGAGGAGGUGACCGACGGCCAGCGCUACAGCCUGGCCGACCUGGCCGCCCAGUUCUCGCUGCCCUGCGAGGUCAAGGUGGUGGCCAAGGACGCCAGCCUCCCCGCCGACCCCUUGGCCGCCUUCCCGGGCCUGCGGCUGGAGGAGAAGAUCACAGAGCCCUUCUUGGUGGCCAGCCUGGACUCCGAGCCGGGGACGGGGAGCAGCACGGGGUGUGGAGCCAGCACCUCGGAGGCCGGCUGUGGUCUGGGUGUGACGUGGCCCCGCGGUGGCCCUGUGCAAGGUGGGACACGGCGCAGCCGUCCUCACCCACCCAGGAGAGCCCGAGCAUUCUGGGUCAGGGAACGGCCUUCCCUGACCUGGUCUGGGCUCCGAGUCUGUGUCCUGGACUUCACCGCUGGCUCAGGGGGCCACUUUCUCCAGCAGCACCCCCAGCUGCCCCAGCCCAAGGCCCAGGACGGCGCCCUGUACAGCACGGUCCCUGCCCUCCUGCAGGACCCCCGGCCCACGCGGCCCACAGUGCAGGACCCAGACGACGUCGGACACGACUAUGAAGAAAUACUCGAGGACUUCCAGAAAAUCGAGGCUCCUCGACUGUGGCCUCUUGGGGGACCCAGGACAGCGGUCCCCACAGACCUCGGGCAGGGCCUCCCAGAGGUCGGGCUGCAGACGGAGCAGCGCUGCGGGCCGUGGGGGACACCGCCUCGGCCUACCCGGCUGGAGCAUCCUCCACCUGGACCUGGCACCCCCGCGCAGAGGGCCCAGCCGUUCUCAGUCCUGCCGCCCCCAGAGGCAGCCGGCCCGAGGGCAGUGCAGGGCGCACGGCCUCUCGGAAAGGAGGCAGUCCCUCUCCCGACCGCAUGGCCCUGAGCCCACCCACCCGCGCUCGGGGCCCACAGCCUGGGCGCCGUCCUGCUGGACCAGCACGCGGAGUGGGAGCUCGGUUUCCAGGGCGGAACUCCGAGCUGGAGGUGAGACCAGGAGGCACCCCAGUAUCGGCCCUCCGAGUGGGGGCGCUGCAAAAGCCCGGCCGGUCACUGGUGCUGCCCGGACGGACGGCCAUGAGCGGCACCGGGCUCCGUGCAGGUGGUGACGCGGCCGUCUGCAGGCCCGCUCGCAUCCCUCGCUGCUGAGGUGGACGGUGGCUCUGGUGCUCAGGCGCGGCGUGGGGUUAAUGGUGCUGGACUCCCCUGUGGCCGACCACGGCUUGGGUCCCGGACCUGGCAGCUUGCUUUCUCAAUUUCUCUCUCUCCCUCUCUUUCUCUUU
This is a messenger RNA of Tupaia belangeri chinensis (Chinese tree shrew), 2208 nucleotides long. It is a transcript of the gene THEMIS2, whose product is annotated as thymocyte selection associated family member 2. Gene Ontology annotation, biological process: T cell receptor signaling pathway. The record is from RefSeq and is a predicted model, not a curated record. NCBI's taxonomy places the organism in Eukaryota, Metazoa, Chordata, Mammalia, Scandentia, Tupaiidae. The transcript is spliced from 7 exons. Bases 48 to 1811 code for a protein of 587 amino acids. Gene Ontology annotation, cellular component: cytoplasm; nucleus.